This is a messenger RNA of Tetrapisispora phaffii CBS 4417, 2220 nucleotides long. It is a transcript of the gene SUV3, whose product is annotated as ATP-dependent RNA helicase SUV3. The record is from RefSeq and is a predicted model, not a curated record. Gene Ontology annotation, biological process: RNA catabolic process; mitochondrial RNA 3'-end processing. Bases 1 to 2220 code for a protein of 739 amino acids. Gene Ontology annotation, molecular function: ATP binding; RNA helicase activity; hydrolase activity, acting on acid anhydrides. NCBI's taxonomy places the organism in Eukaryota, Fungi, Ascomycota, Saccharomycetes, Saccharomycetales, Saccharomycetaceae. Gene Ontology annotation, cellular component: mitochondrial degradosome. The transcript has a single exon.
AUGGGGCAAAUGAAUAUGUUGUCCAGGUGUUUUUAUUAUGGAAUCAUCUCUCGAUCAAGCUCAACUAACGCUCCAGCUCAAUUAUUUCGAGGUAAAAAUUGGAUACAGCAAAAAGUGAAGUUCGAUAACCUUCCUAAACAAGAACUCUCAACAAAUGUAAUUGUAUUUAGUUUUGACAAGAAUAGUAGUGACAAGAAUAGCAUAUAUGCCACUGAUAAGAACUUUCAAAAUACUUUGGACAAUGCAAUGAAACUUGUUUAUAAUGAAAAAAUGAUUGCAUUCAAUGAAGAAGAAGCGACAAAUAAGUUUAAUGCAUGGAAGAAAUUGAGAGAUUAUAUAUAUUCACAAUUACACGACAGCGAUUUGAACAACGUAUCUAAAGUUUUCAAACCUACAUUGACAGAAUAUUUUCUGUCUUCAUCGCCUUCUAAUUUAUUGGUGAAACUUCAAAAUAUCAAUAAAAUUGAGAACGUCGUCUGGAUGAAAUUAAAAGAACAUAAACUAAUAAACUUUGAUCAAUAUAAUCAGAAUAUUACAGAGUUGCAAAAAUACGUUUAUUUGAUAUCGAAUGCGUUUGAUCAUGUCUAUGACAAAGAUAUACUGAUAAAACAGAAACCUCCAUAUGAUUCACUACAAGAAAACAAUAAAAUAUCAACCAUAUUAAAUCCGGCAGAAUGGUUUCCAGAAGCUAGGAAAAUGAGAAGAAAUAUUAUAAUGCAUUUAGGACCAACAAAUUCAGGUAAAACAUAUAGAGCAUUACAAAAAUUGAAAAGUGCUGAAGUGGGAUACUAUGCGGGACCUCUUCGACUUUUAGCCAGAGAAGUUUACGACAGAUUCAAAACUGAAGGUUUAAGAUGUAACCUUCUAACUGGUGAAGAAAUUAUUGAAGAUUUGAGUGAAAUAGGAACCCCCGCUGGAAUCACAUCAGGUACAAUUGAAAUGGUCUCUAUGAGCAAAACUUUCGAUGUUGUCGUCCUGGAUGAAAUCCAGAUGUUAGCUGAUAAUGACAGGGGCUGGGCUUGGACAAAUGCACUAUUAGGCGUGAAGGCAAAAGAAGUUCACUUAUGUGGUGAAAAAAGUGCAUUGCCGGUAAUAAAGAAAAUCGUUGAAUCCACUGGUGAUAACUUGAUUGUGCAUGAAUAUGAUAGACUUGGGAAUUUAAUAGUUGAAAAAUCACCGAUGAAUAACGACUUUAAAGGGUUAAGGAAAGGUGAUUGUGUUAUUGCUUUUUCUAAAAAGAAAAUAUUAGAUCUAAAAUUGACAGUUGAAAGGGAAACUAAAUUAAAAGUUGGUGUCAUAUAUGGGUCCCUUCCGCCAGAGACUAGAGUUCAGCAAGCCAGGUUGUUUAAUAACGGUGAAUAUGAUGUGCUCGUUGCUUCUGAUGCAGUUGGUAUGGGUCUGAAUUUAGCUAUUGAUCGUGUUAUAUUUACCACUGAUCUAAAAUUCAACGGCAAGGAACUUCAAGAGUUAACAUCAUCAAACAUUAAGCAAAUCGGCGGCCGUGCGGGUAGAUAUAAGCAUAACGACAGCAGUAACGAAGUGGCCAUUGGUAAAGUAACUAGUUUCCAUGGCGAUGUUUUAACAACAAUAAGAAAGGGUAUGGAAGCACCAAUUGAAUACAUCGAAAGUGCUACAAUCUGGCCGACCGAUGAAAUUUGUAUUAGAUUGAUGACAAGGUUUGCUCCCUCUACAAGCUUAUCCGACAUUCUUGAAUUGAUUGCAUUACAGUUAGCACAGAAUUCAAACAAUCUGUACAAAUUAUCUGAAUUAAGAAAUAAACUGACUGCCAUUAAAAUAUUUGAGGAUAUGGAAGAUAUACCAUUUGUCGAAAAAUUAAAACUGAGCAAUGCUCCUAUAAAAGAUGUUCCAUUGGUUAAGAAAGCAUUCGCAUAUUUUUGUGAAACAAUAGGUAAGAGACAAACGAAAACAUUAUUAUCAUACGACUUACCAUUUGAUAUAGUUAAAUACAGUUGUAUCCCACAGGAAAAAUACAAUCUAGAAAUGUAUGAAGCCUUGUAUAACAUUGUCACUUUGUUUUGUUGGUUAGGAAAUAGAUACCCAAAUUAUUUUGUAGAUUUAGAGGCUGCAAAACGUUUAAGAAUCACCAUUGAACUGAUUAUAUUUGAAAAAUUAGAUAGAUUAAGAAAAAACCCAUAUGAGCAUAACUUGCAUAUGCGGAAACUAAAAGUUCCACGUCAAAAAAAAUGGCUAUGGAGUUAA